This is a messenger RNA of Caenorhabditis angaria, 2720 nucleotides long. The record is from the annotation of a GenBank genome assembly. NCBI's taxonomy places the organism in Eukaryota, Metazoa, Nematoda, Chromadorea, Rhabditida, Rhabditidae.
AUGUCAUACUACAACAAUAAUCGUGGCAACAACAGCAAUAACAAUAAUCGUAUAAAUGAGCAAGAUGUGCCUAAAUCAAAACAUACCAUUUUUAUACGUGGAUUACCCGGAGAUCUUACUACCGAUGAAGUCAAGUAGGUUUGCGGGGUACUGUGGGUUAUUCGCGGCGAGACCUGGAGCUUUAUUUUGAUACCAAACAAGCCUGGGUUUGCACCAGAAUUGCGCCAGCAGUGAACCUUGACGCUUUUCCAGGUCUCAAAGCGCUAUAUAUAUUUUCCAUCUCUAAAAAUCACCAACUUCAGAUCUCUCCAAUUUUAUUUUUCAUUUUUCAUUAAUUUUUUCUCCAAUUUUCUCUUUUUAUCAAUCAAUUUCCAAUCAAUUAUAAUUAAUUAAUUCUAUACAUAAUUAUCAUCUCUACUAAUUAGUUAAUUAAUUAAUUAUCGAUUCCACCGCAAUGUUUAGGGAUUAUAUAGAGGAUCGAUUGAGCAAAAUCACUUUUGAUUUUGUCAAACUCACAGCGGAUCGAUCGAAGUUAUUUGUGGCGGUGAGAUUUGAGAGUCGCGAUGAGGCGAGAGAAUUUAUGGAGAGGUGAGUCGGAAAAUUAUCAAGUUCGCUCUAUUGAACAUAGGGCGCUAAAUUGAAAAUUUCAAAAAGUGCAUGAAAUUCCGAGCGAAAUGAGGCUUAUUUCUAUUGAAAAAUGCAAGUUCGCUCCAUUGAACUUAUGGCAAAAAAUUUAAAUUUUCAAAUUUUCACGGAACUGUAUGAAAAUGUCCAAGUAUGCUCCAAUGAACACUAAGCGCUAAACUGUUAAGAAAUUUGUUAAGCUUAGAAGCAACACUGGUAUGAUAUUAAUUAAAAAUUACAAUAGUGCUCCAAUGAACACUAGGUGCUGAAUUUCAAAUUUUUUGAGAAUACUCAAGUUCACUCUAUUGAACAUGGGGCGCUAAAUUGACAUUUCCAAAUAGUGCAUGAAAUUCCGAGCAAAAUGAGGUCAAAUACAGCCGACUUCUAUUAAAAAAUGCAAGUUCGCUCCAAUGAACACUAGGCUCUAAAGUAAAAAUUUCAAAUUCUGCAGUAAAAUUAACCCAAACACUAUUGACUUUUAAAGAAUACGCAAGUGCGCUCUAUUGAACACAUAGCGUCAAAUUUAUAUUUUCAAAAUCUAUAACAAAUAUCCAAACGCGCUCCACUGAACACCACAUUCUUCCAGAUACAAAGACCACGAUUUCAUGGGUUAUCGCUGCGAAUUAACAUGGUUCCGCGACAUUCGUCGCUUCACCGCCUAUCAGCGAAUGAAGGAGGAUCGCAAUAGUCCACCGCGACGUCGUCAGCGAUCAGACUCGCCGCCAGUUUCCGCCGCUCCACCGCGUCGUUCCCGCACUCGCUCGCGAAGCACACGUCGCACAUCAUCGUCGUCAUCGCGCGAAUCUUCGCGAAAUUCGUCGCGGGCCUCCUCGCGACGCUUGUCGCCGGUGUCUUCGCGUUCGCAGAGUGUUGGUGUUGCGUCGACCGUGGCGGCUGCACCGAAGGAUAUUCCGUUGCCUGUGGCUGCAGUUGCAGUUGCGGUUCCGGAGCGGAAGAAAGUUGAAGAGGUGGUGGCUCCGAUUAUUCAACCAAAGGAGAUAAAGAUAAAUUUGAAGGUAAGGCUAGGCUUAGACCGGCCAGAAUGUUAGGCUUGGCAAUCUGGUUAGGCUUAACAAUCAUUUAGGCUUAGCCAUUGUCUUAGGCUUAGGUAAUCUUUUAACCUUAGGUUUAGGCUUAGGCUAGACGUUCAUGUUAGGCUUAACCACCCUCUUAGGCUUAGGUAUUCUCUUAACCUUAGGUUUAGGCUUAGGCUAAACAAUCAUGUUAGGCUUAGCCACCCUCUUAGGCUUAGGCAUUCUCUUAGGCUUAGCCAUUCUCUUAGGCUUAGCCAUUCUCUUAGGCUUAGGUAUAGGCUUAGGUUGAACGAUCAUGUUAGGCUUAGCAAUCUGGUUAGGCUUAGCCUUCAUCUUAGGCUUAGCCAUUUUAUUAGGCUUGUUUAGGCCAACCCUCCUCUCCACAAACGUCUAUUUUUCCAGGUCGAGGUCCCUGAUACAGACACCUAUCCGAUGAACAAAUUCCAACCAAUAACCGCUCAAAAACUGGAGCCCGAAUUGCCAAAAGCCGCCGAGCCCUCCCCAACAAAAAUUCCCGAAUCCUUCCCAACAACCAGCAAAUAUUUCGGACAUCUCAAAGAAUUCCAAACCAAUCUACUCUACACUAUCAAAUAUCAGAAGAAGACGGAUGCGGAGGAGUUGAAAACGCUGAAAUUGUCGGCUGAAAAUGAGUUGGAUGAGGUCGAUGAGGAGGAGAAGGCGCUGUUGAGAGAGUUGAAGUUGGCGAAACUCAAUGAGGAACAGGUUUUGAGAUUGACUGUGAGGAAGAAGAAGUUUGAGGAGGUGAGGGGAACCUUAUAUCUAUAGAUUUAUAUACCAUUCGACUGCAAAUGUUCUGCUGAUCAUUUUGAUACCUAAACUUGAUAUUUUAAAUCACCCCUAUCCCCUUUUCUCCCUUCCCGAAGCUCCAAAAUUUUCCAGGCUUACCGCUCAGAUUGCGAAACCUACGCGAUCGUCACUCGCGCACUUCUAAGCAAAGAUCCCAGCCUCGAAGCCGGUCUAAAAUUGGCAUUCUUGGAGAAUAUUGAUGAAUUGUAUCAAAAAAUGAUGGACCGUGUCGAUGAUUUUAUAAAUACUUUGUAA